AUGGGCCUCGGCUGGCUGCUGGUCCUGCUGACGGCUCUGCCCCGGGGCGCGACAGGGGCCAAGCGGUGCAUCUUCUGUGACUUCACCGAGUCGGCCACCUGCCCCGGCGUCCCCAUGACCUGCGGCGACGACGAGGACUGCUUCACGGGCCAGGGCGUGCUCCCCGGCCUCGGGCGCGUCACCAACAAGGGCUGCAUGCUCGCCGUGUCGUGCGGCCGCCGGGACGAGCCUGUCCUCUACCAGGGCGCCACCUACAACAUGGUCUCCACCUGCUGCUCCGGCGACCUGUGCAACGGGCUAUCAGAUGGGCUUCCUUACACCCCACCAGCUCUCUUUCAUUUCCAAGGAGAAAUAGAUCGAGGGCAUAAAUGCAGUGAACAAAUCAGUGGAGUUCAGUGUAUCUCGCAACUUGUCCAUGAAGAAUGA
Miniopterus natalensis is the source of this 426-nucleotide messenger RNA. Its product is annotated as sperm acrosome membrane-associated protein 4-like. Gene Ontology annotation, biological process: sperm-egg recognition. Lineage: Eukaryota; Metazoa; Chordata; Mammalia; Chiroptera; Miniopteridae. The record is from RefSeq and is a predicted model, not a curated record. Gene Ontology annotation, cellular component: membrane.